This is a messenger RNA of Symbiodinium sp. CCMP2456, 168 nucleotides long. The record is from the annotation of a GenBank genome assembly. Lineage: Eukaryota; Dinophyceae; Suessiales; Symbiodiniaceae.
GCUGCACUGAAGGAGUUGAACCACUACAAGUUUGAGUCCGAAAGCAGGGACCGAAAGACGCAACUGCAGGUGCCAGACCUGCCUUCGGCACCCAAGGAGCUCCAACCUCCUGUGCCUUUGAAAGAGCCUGUUCUGCCGGAGGACGAGGCAGAAAGGGAAGUUCAGGAG